This is a messenger RNA of Thermothelomyces thermophilus ATCC 42464, 987 nucleotides long. RefSeq lists its product as uncharacterized. Gene Ontology annotation, cellular component: endoplasmic reticulum. The record is from RefSeq and is a predicted model, not a curated record. The transcript is spliced from 3 exons. Bases 1 to 987 code for a protein of 328 amino acids. Lineage: Eukaryota; Fungi; Ascomycota; Sordariomycetes; Sordariales; Chaetomiaceae. Gene Ontology annotation, biological process: peptidyl-proline hydroxylation to 4-hydroxy-L-proline. Gene Ontology annotation, molecular function: L-ascorbic acid binding; procollagen-proline 4-dioxygenase activity; iron ion binding.
AUGUCAGUAACAAGCCUGGCCAAGACGGCGGGCAUCUGGGCUGGCGGUCUGCUGCUCGGUCUCAGCCUCCCGCACCUGCCCCAUCUCGGGGCUCCUCGCCUCCUCACGUCCCUCGUCGGCGACUUUUCCAUACUACCGGGCCGCGGUCUCGGACUCCCGUUCUUGACGAAGCCGAUCCGCACCACCACCACCACCACCAACAACAACAACAACAACACAGCGUCGACGUUUGUGUGCGACACGACGCACACGUACCGGACCGAGCUGGUCUCGCUGGACCCGCUCAUCAUGUACAUCCACGACCUGAUCACGCCGGCCGAGAUCGCGUGGCUGCUGGAGACGGGGGAGCCCCGGUUCGCGCCGUCGCAGGUGAGCAAGUACGGGCGGCAGCAGCAGACGGCCGACCGGACGUCGAGCUCGGCGGGCUUGCCGCGCGACGACCCGGCCGUCAUGUGCGUGCUCAACCGGACCCGGGCCUUCCUCGGCACCAUGCUCCGCGACGGCUGGGACGAGAUGGGGCCGCCGCAGCUGGUCCGCUACACCGCCGGGCAGCGCUUCAACCUGCACCACGACUGGUUCGACGUGCCCCAGCGGGCUGCUGCCGCGGCGGCCAGCGACGACGGCGAGUUCGUCCCCCGGAGGUGGAACCGCGUGGCGAGCUUCUUCGCCAUCCUGGAGGACGACUGCACCGGCGGCGAGACGUACCUCCCGUACGCGAAGCCCAUCGUGCCCCCGAGCCGUCGUGGCGAAGCCAUGUGGCAGGGUGGCGAACGGGAACAGGAACAGGAGCAAGAGGAGGCGCGGCCGCUGUGGAGGGAGCACGAGGACGGCGGGCUGGCGUUCCGGCCGGUGGCAGGCAACGCCGUGUUCUGGGUGAACUUACACGCGAACGGGACCGGGGACCCACGAACGAACCACGCGGGGCUGCCGCUGGAGUCUGGGCGGAAGACGGCCAUGAACAUCUGGCCGAGGCAAUACUACCCGUGA